This is a messenger RNA of Protopterus annectens (West African lungfish), 3628 nucleotides long. It is a transcript of the gene CRMP1, whose product is annotated as collapsin response mediator protein 1. The transcript is spliced from 15 exons. Gene Ontology annotation, cellular component: cytoplasm; cytosol. Lineage: Eukaryota; Metazoa; Chordata; Ceratodontiformes; Protopteridae. Gene Ontology annotation, molecular function: hydrolase activity, acting on carbon-nitrogen (but not peptide) bonds, in cyclic amides. The coding region runs from base 677 to 2722 and encodes 681 amino acids. The record is from RefSeq and is a predicted model, not a curated record.
UCCAGCAGUAGAGCAGGUGCUGAAAGGACAGCUCCCCCGUGAGUAGAAUACUUGAUUCUAGCGGAGGGUCGAGGAGGCGUCCUUUCAUGACCUCUACUGAGUAACGCCUCCCAAAACCAGACCCCGGGGACCCAGUCCAAGUCACUUCUGUGAUUCAUUCAUUACCUUCCAGUUGCUGAAAUAGGGUCAGAGCAGGGUAUGGUGCAUGCAUGCACCUCCACUGCGUUUCUACUUCCGUGUCACAUAUUUGAAGACUGGAGUGGAGCACCGUGUCGCAGAAGGACAGGCAUUGCUUUGGGAUGGCUCAGGGAUUCUUCUCCUUCUUCUUUACAUUUCCGAACCGACACUCAUACAUUUUAAAACCCUUCAUGUGUUGAUUUGUUUUGGUGACACUUCCAAUCGACGUCGUCUUUCACAAUGUAUUAAAACAACUGACAUGUGCCAUAGUGUGCGUCACAUGUUAUGACACCGGGUUUUAGUUCGUCUAAUCUGUUAAGAAGCGUUUCAAGUUCUUAACGGUAAUUUGCGGCAAAAGUUCAAACGGCCUUGUAAGCCUGUGUUACUGCUGUCAAAGUCGGUAGGAGUCAGUGAUACCCCCAUCUUUUGUUUCACAUUUAACGCCUUUCGGGACCAGUCAGUUCCGCUGCACCACUACACCACAAGGUAGGCGACUCAAAUGAUGGCAGAGAGAAGAUACUGGAAUAAGGAAGAUGACACCCCAGUGUACCUAGCCAGACCUGGCACUACAGCUCAAACGCCUCGGGUGAAAUAUGGGGGUAUGUUCUCUGCAGUGGAGGGAGCUUAUGAGAACAAAACGAUUGAUUUUGAUGCCUACAGCGUGGGAAGGAAAGGAUCUCGUACCCCAAGGAGUAGCAGCAAGAAUGACAUGUUGGAUGGGGAAAAUUUCAGUGAGACUGCCAGCGAUGUGAGUGAGGUGUCUGGGUCAGCUAUCAGUUCCCCAGGAGACCAUGACAAGACGCCAGGCAUAGAAAUCAAAUACGUAGGAGGGAAAGAACUGCUGCAAGGCCAGAACAAUGAAAAGAGUGAUCGAUUAUUGAUCAAAGGCGGAAGAAUAGUCAAUGAAGAUCAGUCCUUCUAUGCAGACCUGUAUCUGGAAGAUGGAAUAAUAAAACAAAUAGGAGAGAAUCUGGUGGUACCAGGUGGUGUUAAGACAAUUGAAGCUCAUGGACGUAUGGUGAUACCUGGAGGAAUCGAUGUGAAUACCUAUUUGCUAAAACCUCAUCUUGGAAUAUCCACUGUUGAUGACUUCUAUCAGGGAACAAAAGCUGCUCUGGCUGGAGGAACUACCAUGAUAAUUGACCAUGUGGUUCCCGAACCUGGUUCCAGCUUGUUGGCUGCUUUUGAAAAGUGGCAUGAAGCUGCCGAUACCAACUCCUGCUGUGAUUACUCACUGCAUGUUGACAUUACGAACUGGAAUGAUGGUGUGAAAGGGGAGCUGGAGAUUUUAGUACAAGAUAAAGGUAUCAAUUCAUUUCAACUCUACAUGGCAUACCGAGACCAGUAUCAGAUGUCUGAUAGCCAGCUCUAUGAAGCAUUUAGUUUUCUUAAAAGUCUUGGAGCUGUCAUUCAGGUCCAUGCUGAAAAUGGAGACUUAAUAGCUCAGGAACAAAAACGAAUCCUAGAAAUGGGAAUCACAGGACCAGAGGGACAUGCCCUAAGCAGACCUGAAGAGUUGGAGGCAGAAGCUGUGUUUCGUGCCAUCACUAUAGCCAAUAGGAUCAACUGCCCAGUAUAUAUCACCAAGGUGAUGAGUAAAAGUGCUGCCGAUGUGAUUGCCCAAGCCAGGAAAAAAGGAUCAUUAACAUUUGGAGAGCCAAUCACAGCGAGUUUAGGGACAGAUGGAAGCCACUACUGGAGCAAAAACUGGGCAAAGGCUGCGGCUUUUGUGACUUCACCACCUCUUAGUCCUGACCCCACAACUCCGGAUUACCUGAUCUCACUCUUAGCAUGUAGUGAUAUGCAGGUGACAGGAAGUGGACACUGUGCCUACAGUACUGCACAGAAAGCCAUUGGAAAGGAUAAUUUCACACAGAUUCCUGAGGGAGUUAAUGGAGUAGAGGAAAGAAUGACUAUAAUAUGGGAGAAGGGAGUGUCCUCAGGCAAGAUGGAUGAGAACCAAUUUGUAUCUGUCACAAGCUCCAAUGCUGCUAAAAUAUUUAAUCUGUAUCCAAGGAAGGGGAGGAUUGCAGUUGGCUCUGAUGCUGACAUAAUCAUUUGGGAUCCAGAUAAAAUGAAGACUGUCUCAGCCAAAAGUCACAAAUCGGCUCUAGAAUACAACAUUUUUGAAGGAAUGGAGUGCCAUGGAGCCCCACUAGCAGUCAUCAGCCAAGGAAGAAUAGUGUUUGAAGAUGGCAAUCUUCAUGUCACCAAAGGAAAUGGGCGAUUUAUUCCUCGGAAACCAUUCCCUGAGCAUAUCUAUCAGCGCAUCAAAAUAAGGAAUAAGGUUACCAGUCUGAAUGGGGUCUCCAGAGGAAUGUAUGAUGGACCUGUGCAUGACAUUCCAGCUACUCCCAAAUAUGCGACUCCUGCACCUUCAGCCAAAUCAUCGCCAUCUAAGACUCAUCCUCCUCCAAUCAGAAAUCUCCAUCAGUCCAAUUUCAGUUUAUCAGGAGCUCAUAAAGAUGACGUCAACCCCCGCCGUACCGGACAUCGCAUUGUUGCACCACCUGGUGGCCGUUCAAAUAUCACAAGUCUUGGCUGAGCAUUCUGGAUAUGGGUCAGACCAUAAAAUGAUGUGUUCCAUCUGUAUCAGUAUUACUAACCCCCCCAAUUGUCUGAUACAGAAUAAAAGAGAAAAUCAGUCUCUGUUUGUUGUAUAGGAAGAGAUGAUGAUAGUGUAAUGUAUUUGCUUGGAACUGUUUGCCUCACAGUCGUGCUUUUAUGCCAUAGUCACUUUGCAGCAUGGUACUUCUUUUGCCCUUUAGUGACUGGAAGGUAUCACUUUUGUCUUGUAAGUAAUUAGUAGGUCUCUGUCCUUCCCCCUUUAGCAGCUGUAGAAUAGUGAUUGCAUGGCUGAGGUAUAUCUAUUUUUAUUUAUUUAUUUUUUUUUUUACAUAUAAAGUUGUAGGCUGUAUGUAAGUCCUUGAAGCACAAAUUGGAAAAUGUUCUGAUCAAACUGACAGUUUAGGGCCUAUGCAUUAACACUGUUAUUAAACGAUUUAGAGCACUGUUCUCUAAGUGUGUUAGUGAUAGACAUAAUUACAUAGUGUCCUGGUUUUAAAAACUCAAAAAAAAGAGCUUAGUAUAAUUUUUAAUUAAAACGUCUUCGCAGCUGUGCUUAAUUUUAUGUUUGGCUUACAUAACAGACUAGCACAUUGUGUAAUAUAAAUGAUCAUUUGAAACAUAAUACAAUAACUGAAGGCACUGGUAGUUUAUUUAUAAAUAGAAACAUCAUCUGUUAGAAACUUUUUUACAGCUAAACAGUAGUGAUUGUCUACACAGGUUUUUGAAAUGUGUCUAAAAUUUUCAAGUCAUGCUCUAAUUUGGUAGGGUUUUUUACCACAUCUUUAUUUGUAUUCACAUAUAUUUUUACUUAUUACAGUGUGCCAAUAAUAACAUGUUUGCACCGAGUUGAGCAUCUCAUGAAAUAAAAUUAUUUGAAAGCCUG